Molecule: messenger RNA, 1103 nt
Organism: Dalotia coriaria
Lineage: Eukaryota; Metazoa; Arthropoda; Insecta; Coleoptera; Staphylinidae
Exons: 2
Coding region: 52-414 (120 amino acids)
Source: RefSeq, a predicted model, not a curated record
AAUUGCUCAACGGUAACCGCUAUUGUUAUUCUGGCGUUAAAUUACUUUAAUAUGGUUGAAUUACAAUUUGCAAAAUGGGUCCCACCACCAGCAUGGGUACCAUAUAGACCUGGUGUUCCUUAUAGGCCCUUAGGCGUAGGCGUUCAAUUACCUGCACCAGUUACUGUGGUCCAACCGGCUGUACCCAUCGGUAUAGCUCCGGUUCAUGCAGCAGUUCCUGGUAUUCCUUUGGAUGGAAGACCACCAGUUGUAAUGGACACCUCCAACCGCAUCGUAGUAGAAAAUAAUCACUUUGGAAAUACUCCAAAGGUGCAUUUAUUGUCUUAUCAAUGGAGGAAUCCUAAUGGUGAUGAAUGUGUUUGUAAAAAAAGACCUGGAAGUGGACCCACACCACGAAUGGUUUACUGUGAUUAAAGUUUGUUUACUUAAAAUCCAGGCGUUGAAUAAAGAGCGUUUAUGCUAUUUUGAUGUCUCACCAUCAAGUUACUCUCCCAUGAAAUUAAAAUUGUAUGAUCCUUAAUAAGCUAUCGGCAUUAAUACAAUUUAAACAAUAGUAUAAUAUGCGUACAAAUUAACUCCUAUAGAAUUUAGUAUUUUGGGCAAUUCCCCAAUUUCCUACUUCAUUUCAUGUCCGAAAAUAGGCCCAAAAUAGACUAUAAAAACCCACGAUGGUUAUGCCGCAUUUGUCAGUGGUCCAGCUGCCUGAUAGACUGUUUUCCUGAGAAUUUCAAAUAGUUUUUGAAACAAGAUGAAAUUGGUGGUGUUCUCGUUGAUGGUGAUCCUUGUGCUUGGAGUUGAUGGGAUUUUCAGAAAGAGGGGAAUGUAUAGGCAAGACGAGGACGACGAUGAGGACAAUAUUUAUGCGGUUAAGAACAUGGGUGAUAGUUGUCUAUGUUUUGAACCCACUGAGGAGGCCAGGAACGAUGAGAUUAUUGAUCCGGAGGUGGAGGAAUUGGUUUCCAGGAGGCGUGGAAGGCGUGGACUUCCGUCACUCAAACGUCUACUUACCAGGAUGUUCAUGAAAUAAUGAUUUUAUUAUCUUCUUGUAUUAUCUUAUCAAAUGAUAUUAUUGAUUCAAUAAAUUUCAAGUUGCACCACAAAAA